This is a messenger RNA of Fusarium venenatum, 1266 nucleotides long. RefSeq lists its product as uncharacterized. NCBI's taxonomy places the organism in Eukaryota, Fungi, Ascomycota, Sordariomycetes, Hypocreales, Nectriaceae. The record is from RefSeq and is a predicted model, not a curated record. Gene Ontology annotation, molecular function: NADH dehydrogenase activity.
AUGCCAAGCAAGAUUGUCAUCGUCGGCGCCGGUUUCGCUGGAGUAUGGAGCGCCCUCUCAGCCCAACGCCUCAUCAAGCUCAGGAAUAAAGAACAAGACAUUGAGAUUCUCGUCAUCGCACCCGAACCAUGGUUAACCCUCCGACCACGUCUCUAUGAAUCCAACGCUUCAACCAUGAAGCAGUCCCUCGCGCCGCUCUUCAAGGAUGCUGGUAUUGGCUUCCUCCAAGGUACCGUCGAAACAAUUGACACCAAGUCGCAAACUGUUCACGUUCGAUCUUCAGACGAUGAGUCGGACGUUCAUUUCGAUCGACUUAUUCUAGCAGCUGGAAGUGCAGUUGUACGACCAAAGAGUGUCGCAGGUCUUGAGCAAUAUGCGUUUGACAUCGACACUCUCGCCGCAGCCACCAAACUCGAGGCUCAUCUCAAAAGUCUAGAGUCCCUUCCAGCCAGCAAAAGUCGCGACACUGUGGUUAUUUGCGGCGCUGGCUUCACUGGAAUUGAAAUGGCAACAGAGCUCCCAAAUCUACUCAAGAAUAUCACAAACCCCAACAUCGUCCUUGUCGAGAGUGCUCCAGAUGUUGGCCCUGAACUUGGAAAAGGUCCUCGGCCCACCAUCAUGAAAGCUCUGGAAAGUCUUGGAGUUGAACUCAAGCUUGGAGCUGCAGUUACUGCGGCUGACGCAAAUGGAGUACAGCUCAGUUCUGGUGAACACAUCGAUACAAUGACUGUUAUCUGGACCGCUGGUAUGCACGCAACAUCUUUGACACAACAAAUCCCUGGAGAAAAGGAUACACUUUCCCGUCUCUACGUAGACCAAGAUCUUCGUGUAUCAGGCUGUGAGAACAUCUUUGCUACAGGUGACGCCGCUCAUGCUAUUACCGAUACAAAAGGGCACAUCGCUUUAAUGUCCUGCCAACACGCCCAAAUCCUCGGCCGUUUCUCAGGCCACAACGCAGCAGCAGACUUACUGGGUGAACCAACUAUCCCAUACUCUCAGCCCGGAUACACUACAUGUCUUGAUCUUGGACCAUGGGGCGCAGUGUUAGCUCACGGCUGGGAAAGAGAUGUAAAGAUGACAGGAAAAGUCGCAAAGCAGGUAAAGCAGUAUGUCAAUCGGAAAUUGAUCUUGCUACCACAGGAUGCUAAAGAGGCAAUGGACGCUGCGGCUCCUGCGGAUUAUAGUAUUGAGAGUCUUUACAAGAGUGUUUUCAGUGCACUUGGUUGGAUGUGGAGUAAUUGGGAGAGUACUUUUGGGCUGAAGUAG